UUCGUCAGGAACGUCGCGGACGCCACCAGGCCUGAGGACUUGCGUCGUGAGUUUGGUCGGUAUGGCCCUAUAGUAGACGUUUACAUUCCACUUGACUUCUACACCCGCCGCCCAAGAGGAUUUGCUUAUGUUCAAUAUCCUUUAUUUUACUGUGUGCAUUUGAAUAUACUGCAUACAUGUGCAUAUUACAUAUAUGUAUUCAGGAGCAUAUGUUAUGAGAUUAAUAUUGCCUAAUUAAAUGUGUUUAUUUCUUUAUCUCAGAAAAUCUAAAGCAGUCCACAGUAGCUGGCAAGAGCCCCCCAGUUUGAACCAACCUGUUAGCUAGAAUCCGAGCAUAAACCGAGCAGGCGAGACAAAAGGCACCUAAAGUCCAAGCAUCAAGGAGUAAAGAGGGAGGGUGGACACAGAGAUAAAGACCUGGAAGAGGGAAGUCUUUAUCAAGCAAAAGACAAAGCCAACACCAGGUUGAGACUUCGGCUUUCCUACAUUUACUCAGAGUUCCAGAGUCAAAGCCAAGUCUGAUUUUGUUGGUUCUUCGUCUCUUAUAAAGUCCAUCUUGCAAGCCUUAAAGAGUAAAGGUCAAGGUUCAAGAUCAAGUGACAUUGAGCUAGUCAUAUUUGAAGAUGUUCGAGAUGCUGAAGAUGCUCUUUAUAACCUCAAUAGAAAGUGGGUAUGUGGCCGUCAAAUUGAAAUACAGUUUGCACAAGGUGAUCGCAAAACACCAGGACAAAUGAAAUCAAAAGAACGUCACCCUUGUUCUCCAAGUGAUCAUAGGAGGUCAAGAAGCCCCAGCCAACGGAGAACUCGAAGUAGAAGUUCUUCUUGGGAAAGAAAUAGGAGGCGGUCUGAUAGCCUUAAAGAGUCCCGACACAGGCGACUUUCUUAUAGCCAGUCUAAAUCUCGCUCCAAGUCACUACCAAGGCGGUCUACCUCAGCAAGGCAGUCAAGAACUCCAAGAAGGAAUUCUGGUUCUAGAGGACGGUCAAGGUCCAAGUCCUUAGAAAAAAGAUCGAAAUCAAUAGGAAAAUCACAAUCAAGUUCACCUCAAAAGCAGACUAGCUCAGGAACAAAAUCAAGAUCACAUGGAAGACAUUCUGACUCCAUAGCAAGAUCCCCAUGUAAAUCUAAAGGGUACACCAAUUCAGAAACAAAAGCACAAACAGCAAAACACUCUCAUUUUCCAUCACAUUCCAGAUCUCGGAGUUAUCGUCAUAAAAACAGUUGGUGAACAAGAGAAGAGUGUUAGAUAGUUUUUAAGUUAUUAAACCUCACAUUAUGUUAAAUAAAAAUUCUUCAAAGCUUACGGAAAAUGCGAGUUGAUAUUAGUUAUCUUUGGGCAUGUACAAGAAACAAACCUCUCUAGCUUUGAAUUAAUUGAGAUUUGGUCUCCAUUUUAGGGCCCACACCACAAAUUUUGAUGUCUAAUGCCACCAUUUUAUGGACCAUUUUUGUUUACAUUGUGGCAGAAGGAUACUUCUCAAAGGAAAUGGGUAAAAUGGAACUAACUUAGGAAAUUCUACUUUGAUAUAAGUACAGUAGUUCCCCCCUUCUCCAUGGAGAUAUGUUUAAAACUCUCCUUGUUUGAUGCCUGAAACCACAGAUUGUACCAAACUCUAUAUAGAUGGUUUUCCCCUAUACACACAUACCUAUGAUCAUGAUUAAUUUAUAAUUAGGCGCAGUAAGAUAUAAACCAUAAUGCUACUAAUAAAAUAGACACAUGGUAAUAUACUAUGAUAAAAGUUAUGUGAAUGUGAUCUCUCAAAAUAUUGCACUGGCCUCACUCUUCCUGUGAGAUUACAAUGCCUAUAUGAUGAGAUGAAGUACUCAGAAGUACAUGCAAUUUAAAACUUGGGAAUUGUUCAUUUCUGGAAUUUUCCAUUUAAUAUUUUUAUAUCACAGUUGAUCGUGCAUAACUGAAACUGUGGAAAGCAAAACCACAGAUAAGGGGGGACUACUGUAUUAGUAAUAUUAAUAAUACCUUUUACAAAAAUAUUUUUUACUUUAAAUCACUUUCAUGUAAAAAGUAAUUGCAUAGGGCAGACAAACUAUUUGACACCUAUGUCUGUUUUGUGUCUUCUGUUUAAACUUAGGCCAAUUCUUGAUGGAUAUUAGUUCAUAUUACAAAAUUCUGACAUCCCUAAAAGUUGAAUUUACAUAGAGAUCAGGCAUUCAAAAGAUAGAUUCUCACCUAAACUCAAAAAGGGUUUUAUUUUAUUGGGUGGAAAAGCAUAGGUAAGUUGACAUUAAAUUGCAUCUUGUACUAUGUUCAAUUACUUCAGAAAUAGCAAAACAUUUUUUGAAUACUGAAUUUUGAAUGGUUUGAGACGUCUCCACUAUAAAAAUUGUGGUCAACACUUAUAAUCCAAAAAUAAUCAUAUUAAGCCUUAUCUCUUUAAAGAGUGGUACCCAUUGUAUAAAAAUAAUUAUACCAUUAUUUCUACAUACCUACUUUUCAUCUGCUUUUUUUUUUCCUUUUUUCCUUUUUAGAGCUCUAGGUUAAGAUUUUAAAUUGUACAUAGUAUGUCUUACUACUUUUGGAAGUGUUUAGUUGUAUUAAGAAACUCAAGACUGCAUCCUCAAAAACAAUCCAGUAUUUGGAUUUACAUUACACUGCCCUUCAUUUUUUAAACCAAAUAACUUUAUUGCUAUUAAUUGCUUUUGUAGUUGUUAAAAAUGAGAAUUUCUUUAAAAUGUGUUUGUGGUUUAUGUUUUUCAGAGGGUUUUGGUAGUAUUUGUGAUAAAUAUGAUUCUUAUAAGGGAUAUAUUUCUAGAGUUCUACUUGUGUACCUUGUUGAAAUACAUUGAAAAUUAAAAAGUUUUCAGCCCAUACAGUUAAUAUUUGUAUCUAGAGUGCUUAAG
Molecule: messenger RNA, 2859 nt
Organism: Pipistrellus kuhlii (Kuhl's pipistrelle)
Lineage: Eukaryota; Metazoa; Chordata; Mammalia; Chiroptera; Vespertilionidae
Gene: SRSF12
Product: serine and arginine rich splicing factor 12
Exons: 5
Coding region: 731-1228 (165 amino acids)
Molecular function (GO): RNA binding
Source: RefSeq, a predicted model, not a curated record